AUGCAACUAUGUGGACAACCUAUACGACAAGCACAACAACAAGCUCACAAGCAAUAUAAGCUUGCACAGAGUAAAGGGCAUGAACUCGCCGCGCCCGACGUGCACGUCGCCGCCCUCGUCGGCUCCGUCGUCGCCCUCGCCGGCUCCGUCGCCCGCCACCUCGCGCUGCCAUCUCCAUCUUCCUCGACGGAUCUGCUCGCGUCCGAGGACACCGCCCCCCAUCGCCGAUCCCGCCGUCCGUCGCCCCCGGACCGCCACCGCGCUCCCCCGUCGUCCUCUGGACGCCGUCGCCCCGACACCGCGCCGUCGUCCAUCGCCCCCGACACGCCACCUCGCCGCAUCCGACCUCGUCGCCGUCCUCCUCCCCACGGGUCGCCCCCGAGCCCGCUGCCAUGCCCCUCCCACUCCCCUGUGAGCGCCUCCCUCUCCUCCUCUCUCCCCCACCACGCCGUGCCCGCGCCCGUCGGCGCUCUCGCGCGCCCCUGUGGUCGAGCCCCUCGCUCGCGCUCGUCCCAACCCGUCGCUGGCCGCGCCCAGUGCCCCGCCGUGCUCACCGCCCCGCCUCACCCACACUCGGCGUCGCGGCCCACGUCCCUCACUCGCUCACCGUCGCCCGGGUUCUGCACCCGCUCCAUGCCCGGCGCCCCUCCCCGUGCGCGCCCACCGUGGCCGCCUCCCCCGUUCUGCUGCCCCUCGCCUUCGGCGCCCCACCGCUCGCCCGGGCCGCGCACGCCCCCUGCAGCCGCCCAACCGCCGGUGCGGCCGGCCACGCGCGCCCCUGGGGCCUCGUUCCACCGCCCCCACCUGCGGGCAAGCGCCCGUUCAGGGCAUGAACUCGCCGCGCCCGACGUGCACGUCGCCGCCCUCGUCGGCUCCGUCGUCGCCCUCGCCGGCUCCGUCGCCCGCCACCUCGCGCUGCCAUCUCCAUCUUCCUCGACGGAUCUGCUCGCGUCCGAGGACACCGCCCCCCAUCGCCGAUCCCGCCGUCCGUCGCCCCCGGACCGCCACCGCGCUCCCCCGUCGUCCUCUGGACGCCGUCGCCCCGACACCGCGCCGUCGUCCAUCGCCCCCGACACGCCACCUCGCCGCAUCCGACCUCGUCGCCGUCCUCCUCCCCACGGGUCGCCCCCGAGCCCGCUGCCAUGCCCCUCCCACUCCCCUGUGAGCGCCUCCCUCUCCUCCUCUCUCCCCCACCACGCCGUGCCCGCGCCCGUCGGCGCUCUCGCGCGCCCCUGUGGUCGAGCCCCUCGCUCGCGCUCGUCCCAACCCGUCGCUGGCCGCGCCCAGUGCCCCGCCGUGCUCACCGCCCCGCCUCACCCACACUCGGCGUCGCGGCCCACGUCCCUCACUCGCUCACCGUCGCCCGGGUUCUGCACCCGCUCCAUGCCCGGCGCCCCUCCCCGUGCGCGCCCACCGUGGCCGCCUCCCCCGUUCUGCUGCCCCUCGCCUUCGGCGCCCCACCGCUCGCCCGGGCCGCGCACGCCCCCUGCAGCCGCCCAACCGCCGGUGCGGCCGGCCACGCGCGCCCCUGGGGCCUCGUUCCACCGCCCCCCCUGCGGGCAAGCGCCCGUUCAGGUGCGUCUGCGGCCGCCCCGUUUCGCCAGCGCCCGAACCCGCUAUGGCCCUUAG
Messenger RNA from Aegilops tauschii subsp. strangulata, 1629 nucleotides. Lineage: Eukaryota; Viridiplantae; Streptophyta; Magnoliopsida; Poales; Poaceae. The record is from RefSeq and is a predicted model, not a curated record.